AUGAAGCUCGAAAUUUAUAACCAGAUAUUGACCCUGAUGCAUACCUAUGGCUCAAGAGAUUGUUUAAAGACGAUAGCCUUGCAGUUUCCUGGGUAAGUGCCCUCUGUAACGCGAGUUCUCCUCCAAAGACUUGUAAAAAGCUCAAAGGUGAUGGACGAGUAAAGCUUAAUAUCGCGUCUGAAAAUUGCUGAAAAAAAAAGUUGCCGGCGCUCAUGAUUUUCUUUUAUUUUUGUAUAAUCUUAUAUAAAAAAGCAGCCCGGAGCAGUUUCAUGAAUUGAGAAAGCUUGCUUUACAAGUCCAAUCACUCAAAUGAGUCAAGUCAUGAUUCACGAUCAGCUGGUCUGGGUUAAGCACAGGUGGCCCAAGCGUAAUACGAGAGUUUGUAUGGGAAAAAUAGAGUUUGAAACUUAGAUAAAAUAAAUGAAGGUAUCAAUCAAGUGUAAAUAUUGUUACUUGGAGUCGUUGUCUUUGUUUUUUCGACGUUUCAGCGCGAUUUGAGUACUUUUACAUCAUCUGACCUGACAGUGUAAUUAUUGAUAACUUUUAUCGCUUUUACUUCAUUUAUUUCAUCAAAGUUUGAAACUCUAUUUUUCCCAUACAAACUCUCAUAUUACGCUUGGGCCACCUGUGGGUUAAGCACUGAAAAUAGCUGCAAAUAGUUUUGACGGUAGAAAUUAGGGUUAAAUACUGAUAAUAGCGUUUUGGAUUAAGCUCUCGCUACAAUGAUGAGAGUUAACCACUGACUCAAAGUGGUUAGUAUUUAUUGAGGUUUAAGGGCCUUUCCAUAUGAGCCCUGUUACCUGGACCAGUUUCGCCUUGGGUUCAUAAAUUUCAGCCCGGUUUCCGAGUUGAGGAAAGGUCACAGAUCCUGGGGACGAAUUCUGAUGCAAAAUUCGAAAAGCAAAGCAAAUGUGGGAAAAAUAUAACUUUUGCACCAAUCAUAGCUUUGGCAACUCUUAAAGCUGCGUCAAUGCAGUUAAAUGGGAUGCUUAUGAUGGGGAAAAUACAGCAUUCAAUGCAAGAUGAUGCCAUCCGCGCUGCCAGAAUUCACCUUGCUAUCUGGGUUGAAGUCUUAAUAUGACAAAAUUUCCAGCUCACUUACUGAGAUCCUGUUUGGAAAAACCGAAAUCUCAGGAACCAAGCCAGCCGAUCCUCUCAUAUGAACACAUUGAAAAUUUUUUAAGGUUUAUGAUUUAGAGGUAAGGUGAACCCGGGCCGGCCCAGUCAACUGGGCUCAUGUGAAGGGGUCCUAAGUUUGUCACUAAAAGUACUGUAUAUUUAUCAAAGCAGUUACUGGCAAUAAAUGCUGGAGAUUUGAUUUUUUUUACUCCGCUCAUUAACUCAUCAAAUCAUUAACACUUUAUUCUCUCUAUUUUCAUUCUGAUUGCCCUAUGGAUGAGGCAGAUUCCUACCACCUUGCCUUUUCAUAAGGACCCUUUGAAAACAUUUUCCUAUCCCCUUCUUGUGGUCUUGUGAGGACUCUCAUCCAUUGGGCCUUAGGCAAUUUGUGUAUGUGUAAAUGUAUGUAAUUUAAUUAUUGUCAUCUGUUCAGUACUCGUAGAAGUUGAUUGUGUGGCUUGAAUGAAAGUGAAAUUUUCUAAUCUUUAAUGAAAAAUACACCCUUUUGGACUCAGUUUACUGCCCAGAAUGCUGCAAAUCACAUUUUUUUUCAAUUCAGGCAUUGAGCCUCUUUCACAAUCUUCUCCUGUAAAGUUACACCUUUCUCCUGCUACUAAAAGUCUUAGUGAAAACCCUAAUACAGUUUGUUACUCCUUUUAACUGAGAUUUAAAAUUUUGUGCCGGAACAUUUGAGGACUGGGUAGAACUCUUAUGUUGACUGAAUCAAGGUUUUUCUGUUGCAUAUUAAGUGUAGUUCAGUUUCACUUUAUUUUCUUCCCCAGAGUUACAUACAAUACUCUUGUCAGUAUUUACUCACAGGAUUAUCAGGUAAUUAUAUAAUAUAGAUGAAUGGUCACUUGCUAUAUUAAAGUGGUUCAAAUUGAACUUUUAUACCACUUACCAGAGAUGGACACCUUUUUCACAUUCUAAGGGUGUCCGCUUACAAGAGCUUCCAUUGUACCCUGUUAUAGGCCUAUUGUCUGUGGUAAUUACUCUGUGAAAUACAUAUACUUCUAUCUUUAAGCCUCGACUGGAGACAAGCACCCUACACAUGUAUUAUUGGGACAUAUCUGUCCCUAAAUAGUUCAGUCAUGCCAUCUUAAUAUAAACUCUAUGACUAUGUUACUUUGGCAGAAAAAAAUGCGUAAGAACCAUCACAAGCACCACAAGUUAGAAGUAAUGGAAAAUUACUAUCAAAGGUAAUUCAGCUUAUAUGUCAGAUGGUUGUUUUUCAUUGCUUAUCAUUUAUCUGUUAAAUUAACCUUUUUUUCAAUUGUGUUUACCUGUAGAUAUUUGGCAGGAGUUGCUCAAGAGUCCACAGAGCCAGUUUUGUUGAGGAUUGCUGAAGAAGUGGAUUUGUCACACUCACUGCUGGCAAGAAUUGUGUUAGAGAGACAUCUUUCCCACACUUGUUUUGAUGGAGAGAACCGUGAGUCUAUAAUGUCUAGAUUUAAUAGGCCAUUUCUGAGUUCUGGACAAUAACCCUUACUUUCAAAACGAGGCUAAGUGCAAAACCUUUGUUAUGAUAAUUGAGUUACAUCUGAAUGAGAAUAACAAAUCAUUUUCACAUCAGUGACUUUUCGCACUUAGCCUAGCUUCGAAACAGAGGCUUCUGGUAACUCUGAAAUGGCCUAUUUUGCAGAUGCAGUUGUGGGAAACAAUGAGGGUGUUAGGAUGGAUCAUGUGUUCUAUAGGUGCACAGGUCUCAAUUUAUUUAUUGAAAAAUGAUGUUUAUUUGUUUGGUAGUAUGAACAUCUAUUAGGCAACUAGUAUUGGUAGAUUCCAAUUUGCAGCUUUUGCAUACAAGAUUCUCUCGACUUAUGCUCAUUUCUUUUUAGAGACUUUUUUCAUAUUUUAUUAUUGUACAAGUAGAUGAAAUGGAUAAUGUUAACUUUAUAGUGGAUAAAUGUCUAUCCAGUGGACAGUAAUCCCUCCUAAGUAAUACUUGUCUUAUCCACCGGGGCCAGGUCUAUAGACAGUACUGUUACCUGCCGAUAAAAAAUUAUUUUUUCAGAAGGAGAAAUUCUCCCAGUUGUUUGAUGAUUAAACUCCGGCCACCUUGAUACAUGUACCCUGAGGCUUGUUAAUACCUUCAUCCAACAUGCCUCAACUUCUCUUCAAGAUAAUGUUUCUGGAUUUUUGAUCUCUUAUUACAGCUCCAAGAGCUGUUGUCAGUCAGAUGAUGAAAGAGCCCCUCACCCUCAUAGAGGAUAAAACUCUUGCCAAUGAAGUGCACCAGGUAGUAUUAUAGUUUUAAGAUUCUGCUACUAAUUAGACAAAUAGGCAAAGAUUCAAAUUUUAUGGCAGUUUCCCACGUCAAAUAGUAUCUUAUUUGUAACCAUGUGAAAAGAUGGUCAAAUGGGCCCUAUACUAUCAUGUUUUUGCUAUAAGCAAUAUAGUACUGCUUAUAGCAAAAACAUGAUGAAAAGAAUAGAAUUACCUAUUUAUAAUAGUUAUUCUGCAACAGGUGUUUUUUUGGAGUGCUCAACGAGAAGGCUGGUACAUGUACAUGACAGCAAGAUAGCUCACCUCCCGCUCAACCAGCUUUAAGGGUCAUACCAGCAGUGUUACUGGAAUAGGCCAAGCAAAGGGUGGUGAUGUUAGUUUUUAUCAGCCAAGGGUCACAUCAUCACACUGGAGGGCUCAGUGUGUUGCCUCUCAUCGUGUUCAAUUUACUGGAUAUUAAAUAGAUACAUCUCUUGUGCCUAAAAAUUUCUGAGGCAUUCAGGGCAUUUAAGGAUUUCCUUCAAAUGUAGAUGAGAAGAGCAAUAUGUUGAGUGAGAGGAAAUAUGGACAAGGGCAAUAAGUGAGAGUUUAAUUUUUUGGGGCUUUCUUUUGGCAAAGUUGCAUCCUUUUAAUUGCGAUGUUUUGCUUGCAUUUACUUCUUCAUUCCGCAGUUCCAAUAAGUGAAAUUCAUAUAUUUGUUGUAGUUAAUUUUUUAUCUCAGGUAAUUUUUGUUUUUCUUUUGUUUUUGCGGUAUGAAAAUGUAUGCUGAUGAAGUUGAAACAAAAGAAAAAUAAAAAUUACCAGAGAUAAAAAAAUUAACUUAAACAUAUUCAUCAUUUCGUACUCUUGAACUGUUUGGAGGUUUACGAACAUAGCCAAAUUCGCGGGAUAUUAAACAAAUCUAAAAGGAAAAUGAGAGCCCAGCUUACUUUGACCCAUGUUAGGAAUGAUAGACCCUAAGGGGUAGACGAGUUCGUGGUUUUCUUUAGCAUUUACUUUGGGCUGGCAAGGUUGGAGUCAGUGUUGAGAUUUGAUUAUGUUGUACUUAGCGUUAUUCUGAAGGUGUCGUUUUCUUUUCUCAGUGUAUACUCAAUGAUCCAAAUUAUGGACCAUUAGUGGACAACAUAAAACGGUAUCCUUUUUUAGUUUAAAAGAAUUGAACUACAGAAGAGGCCAGAAAUGCGAUUGAGAUUUCUAAACGGUGGAGAUUUAUUUUAUUUAUUACGGAUCUUGUUCGAGUCGAGGAGAAAAAAAUCAAGGCUUUUUAAAGGGGCUGCAGUGUCACGGCGGUAACCGGUCAUUUCGCCCCGGUUACUUAACCCCCUAUUUCGAGUCAUUUAGCGCCCUUCAAAUGUAAUACUCCUCGUUCUAUAAGCCAGAAAGCAAAACAACUUCGCUUCAAAUAUAAUAUUCCUCGUUCUAGAAAAGGGGCUUAAUAAACAGGUGCGAAAUGACCGGUAACCGUCACGACUGCUGUCUAGUUCAUUUUAUUAAGAUUGCCAAUUACUCUUCCUUACGCGCUAUGCCUGGCAUUUAACGUUAACGAACAAAUUCAGGCGCGGAUCUAGGAUAAAUACUGACUGAUUUCCUAAACGAGCGCCUCCUAGCGGCGUCCGGGGGCGGGCUCACCCAGGAAAUUUUUGGGGUUUUUCUCCUUAAGUCCCCUUUCCUGGGUUUCCGAGUCAUUCAGACAGGAUAUUGGCCAAUUUUCAACUUGGAAAGUCUUUUUUAUUAUUAAAAAUAUAUUUUUUAUGAAAAAUGUGACCGAUUUCCGUAAAACGGUGGAAACCGGUGUGGAUCCGCGCCCGAAAUUACUUUUAAACGACGACUCCGAGAGCUUCUUGUCCAACAAAUAUACCUCCAAAGCAUUACAUCAAAUGUUACAAACAACAAAAAUGAACAUUUUGAAGUUUCAAAACCCACAUUUUCAAUCCGUUUUAAUCUUCUUCAAGUUUGUCCAUCUAGGCCUACUUUUGUAUUUGUUGUGUUAUCAACAUUCUGUUAAUUUGUGCGAUCAUUUUUAUGUUUCAUUCAACUUGGUAGCAGUUUCUACGGUUCGACGUUUGAUGAAAUUCGCUACACAGCUCCUUUAAGCAGUCUUUUCCUGCUUUCGUCAGUUACGUUUUACACCUUCCCCCACCACUGAAGGAUUCGAAUGUGCUCGGACUAAGGGACAGACCAUUAGAAAAGUCAUGGGGGGAAGGGGAAUUUUCGAGCCGCAGGAAUUUUUUUUCGUUAUCAAACUCCUUGUACGAAUUUUUUUUUAGGCCAUAGCGUGAGUAUUUUUUAGGAUUAAUUGGCGUGCAUGAAUUUUUGUCCAUUUAAGUUUCCCUUGCACGAAUAUUUUUUUGUACUUUCUAAUGGUCCGUCCCUAAGGGCUUAAGAAACAACAAUGAUAUUCAUGGUGGCACGUUUCCUUGACAAGUGGUGUUUCAGCUCCGUUGGGUACGAGUAUGAACUGAUUCUACGCGAAAAACUACAAAACCGGGGCAUACCAUUUCUCGGUAAGAAUGGAAAGUAGGUGAUUAUUUUUUUUCGUUCCUGGCAAGUUUAAUUCCACUUUAUUACAAUGUGAUUUUAAAGAUUAUGUUUUUUGAAGGUGAGGAUGACAUGAGAAGUCGAGGAUAUGACAAAACACCAGACUGCAAACUUGAAAUUCCUAUAGGUACGUAAUGCACUUAACGGUUAAUUCGCCCAGGGGCCAACUCGCACUCAACAAACUCGCCGCUACGAAGGGUAACUCUCUUGCAGAGAAUGAUGCAGAUAGACCUAUUCGGCUAACUCAAUGUUGUACCCAAUUCAAAUCUCCUGGGGUUAAGAUUCAUUGUGUAUUGCAUUUGCAUCAUAAUGUGGCAUUCUCAUUUAAAUGUAUGGAAAUUCCUGAAACAAAAAGUUUUAUUCCCAAAGGGUUUGAAUUGGGUACAACAUUGAGUUAGCCGAAUAGGUCUAUUAGCGCUAAUCCGAGGUUAAAUUUUUAUUCGAAAGCAUUUUCUGGCAUAUUUCCUUUUAUUCUUUUAAGAUCAUCCAAUCACCAUGUUGUAGACAAAAAGAAUUAAACUAAAUUUGCUUUUUAAGCUUUCAAUUCAGAAUUCAGAUUUCGAACCAGCUUUGAUGAACUCGGCCCUUUAUGCUUACGUUAUAGUUGAAUAUCCUUCCUACGUAAAUUGCUUGUCGAUCACCCGCAAUGAGACUAAAGCUGACAAGGCACUAAUUAAGUCCUUACCAGUUACAUCUAAGACAGUGAUUAAAAGAACUUGAAAAGGUCGGAAGGGGUAUUUUGCAGAACACCGAAUGACUCUGAAAUUUGGAGAUUAGGGUUAGGAAACUGAGUGAAUCAAGUUUCAAGUCAGUUUUCCCAGUAUAACGACCCUAAAUGGAACCUGAUUCACUCAGUUUCCUAACCCCAAUCACUAAACUCAGAGCGGUCGUUCGGCGUUCUGCAAAAUACGCCUAACAUGAACAGGUUGGCCACUGACUUGUUCAAUUGCUGUUCAUUUCUAUUAAUGCCAUUCAUAAAAGCUAUAAACGUAGACUACGAGUAGUCCCCAUUUUUCCUCAGGGAUAGUAAGGACUUUAAGAUCCAACGACGCGGACGGUAAAGAGAACGACAAAAAGACAAUAGGUUUAAUUAGCAAAACAACAACUUUGCACGUGCACCAUGGAGUUUUUGUACAUUUCUCUGCCCGUUUUUGCUCGACUACGACGUGGAAAUACCUAAUUUCGCGUUUUACGGAGGACGUAAACAAGCAACGUCGAAAUUUUAUUUUUCUUACUGUACUUGGAACGUCGAAAUUUUAUUUUUGUUUAUUGAUACUUGGAUAUGGUGCCUGCGUUAUCCAGUGGAAUUCAGGCCCCAGUUGUUCAAACGGGUUCCACCAGAUAAAUCACUAUCCAGCGGAUACAUUUGGAAACAAUUGCGCUAUAAUUUAUCCGGUGGGUAUCCGACGAAUAAUCCAUCUUUUGAACAACCAGGGAUAUAGGGACUGAAAGAACGUAAGUCGGUAGGAAUAAUUGCGAUAUAGACUGAAAGAACGCAAAUUCACUUUUUAAGCGACGUUCUCACUGCCGUCGCGUCGUUGGAUCUUGAAAGUCCCUAGUAUAGCGAGCGAAACGCGAGCGCGCGUGAAAAUCACCCCACGCGAGAAAAGGGUUUCGCUCGCUCUACUAUCCCUGAGGAAAAAUGGGGACUACUCGUAGUCUACUAUAAACGCAAUUCCAAACUUUCUUUUGAAGUUGAUUCCAUUUGCUUAUCAUAAAAAAUGUGACGUUUUGUGUUACCUGAAAAAGAUCUCUUCAUCGUCAUUCUCAUCUGAUCAUUGUUCUUUGUGACGCGUCAGCAGGUACACAAUUCCGUGAUAUUCUUUCUUGAAAAUGCUUUCGGAACAUUACUGUUUCCUGUUUCACGAGGAUGGGGUUCCAAGGUCACGGCCCAACCCUCUAAUAGGCUAGGAAUCAGUGUCUGAUUUUAUGUUUUUUUUUUUUCGAGACUGGGUUUUUGUUCCCUUCGAUGAUCACUCUAUGGGGUUUAGUAAUCUCAGGUUUGGGAUCAAUGGUUUUCACCUCCUAAUAGUCGCUCACGACGUGCACGUUUCUCGUCCAAGUGCUUAGUUGAAUACUGCCAUUUGGGAUGCCCGCCGUAUAACAAGCACUAGUUUGACCGUGACAGGAUUAGCUCAGUCGGCAGAGCGUUUGACUGCAGAGCGGGAGGUCGCGGGUUCGAUUCCCGGGGCCGGACCAUUACUCAGGGUCUUGAAAUGACUGAGAAAUGAAGGUACUUCCUUUGCACUGCAAGCGGCGACACCUUGGUCUUUUAUGGCUCGGAUGACCACGUAAAAUGGCGAUCCCGUCUCCAUUAGGAGCACAGGCGGCCCAGACGUAGUAUGUGUCACUGAAUGAAUAUAUUAAUAUUCACAUGGACAAAUUAAUGCGUUGAGUCGUCGAAACUCCAAUGAACUAAAAUAGUCCAAAAAUUAAAAUAUAACAAAAUAAAGCUAAGAUACCUUUAACUGAACGUAUCCUUGCCUUUCCUGGCCGGUUUAAGUGGCAUUUUGUUGAGUUUUGCAAUUGUAGGUACUAUCCACUAUAGAAGAAUUAAAGGCUGGCUACAAAACAAACAGACCAUCUCCACGCGCCUUCACACGAAGCGCUAUAAAUUCGAGAAUAAUCGACGAAUCCGCUCCAAAUAACCAUCGGCUAAUCUGCAGGUAACGUGUGCUCCUGCCUCUGGCUCACUUGCUCCACAAAACCCAUCGCAACUGCACAAUAAUUGCUCGCUCAUCAACAACCACUGUUGACCUUUACGCUUCGAUAUGACCGCAAACGACCAGGUAUAAUACGCGACGUGAAUAUUCAAGCUUAGCGACCGCGUUCGCGCAACAAUGCAGCACUUGCUAUGGGAGGGAUGGUACUAUUGCUUCUAGGUCAAUCAAUCGGGAAAAUAAUAUUGAAGCCCUUAUAAUUUUUAAAAAGAUCCAAUUUGCCCUAGGAGCACCGAACAGAUACGAAUCUUAUAGCGGAGCUAAAAAAAAUGAGCAGCAGUGGAAAAAGUGAACAAGAACAUGUACCACAUUUUCUCCAUAAAAAGUGAAAACCAGGACGUUUUCUGGACGUUUCACGUUGCAGUCAUGCAAAUCAACGGCAAGGAAAUGUACAAGAAAGUGUGCUGCAAUUAGACCUAUUGUUGUUUUUCACAGUUCUGGUCAAGGGCAUCCAACUUUUAAUUUUUCACAUUUCACUCACCGGGUUAGGCUAUUUUUCGUAGAGAGUAAAACGGAAUCCUAAAAUUUUCGGAUUCAAAAAUGUGAUGAAAGAAGGUAUCUGAAAAAUUAUCUCCUUCGUAAUACGUUAAAUUGCAUCUAAAAUUUUUGGGGAAAAUAAUUCUGAAUUCCUCGUAAUUUGGAAAAGACUCAAGUUCCUCUAGAAUGGCCGAACACUGAGAUGCAAGUUUUAUAGCGCCACUUAGAAUGCAUUUCUAUAGAGCUAAAAGUACUUUAUGAAUAGCUACAAAAGUGUUUUCAAUUGAAAGCAUUUGAGGAAACAGUCGUUGGGUGGCCCUGUCUCGUUGCCUUCUCCGCUUAGCAUUACACGAUAUAUUUUAUAUUUAGUAUGAGCAAACUAUAAAUCAUUAGCUUCGCUUUUAGCCCUCCUGACUAAAUUUAUGUAAGCGCUGUUUAGAAUGCAUUUUUCGGUCAAAAGUACUCUGGACAGCCGUAAAUGUGUUUUCAAUGCAUUUAGGGGGAAAUCACGUUGGGUGCCCCUGAGUUUUGAUAAUAAUAAUAAUAAUAAUAAUAAUAAUAAUAAUAAUAAUAAUAAUAAUAAUAAUAAUAAUAAUAAUAAUAAUAAAAAUAGACAAUUUUAUUAAAAAAAACUAUUAAAAUCCUAUUUACAAUUAAUUCGCUUAAAAAAAAAGAAAAAACUAUUCAUUCAAAAACACUAUUUACAAUUUCUGUCGAUUUAAAAAGCACUUAAUUUAGCUUUAAAAAAAAGUUAAUUAAAACUAAGAAACAUUUUUUUUUGAAUUAAUAAUAAUAAUAAUAAUAAUAACAAUAAUAAUAAUAAUAAUAAUAAUAAUAAAAAGGUGCUCAGUGUAUGAACAGAAUGAUUGACUUGAGUGACUGACGCUCUAGGUGCAUGGUUUGCGCCCGGCUGAUGCACAAAAAGAACACCUGCAAAGACUGUGGUAAUAGAGACAAUAAUAAUAAUAAAAGAUAUCGCGCCCAUAAAUUUUACUUUACGAUAUCUUCAGCUGUAUCUUCUAUUCAGCUGCAUAGCGGGGGCCAGAUUUUUCCUUUUUCCUGGGCGGAAAAUUCUCGUCCUCCUUCACCAGUUUGGACAACAUAUCAUGGAGUAAGACGUUGUUAAUCUAAGCAAAUAAGUCUGGUAGAGUCAAGAACCUAUGCAAGCCGCUGGACGAACAAUGUGACAGCAUCUGAGACAGCGAACGUUAGAAGAAUUCGAACUUGAAAACCAGGGCUGCCCUGUUGAAAACUUACGGACGGUCCCGCGAUCGCCUUUUCUUUUCUGGUCAAAACUAACGCAGCGGACCCUCGCUCAGUGUUGAUUGACCUAGAACAAUUGUACCAUCCCUCCCAUUGCAAGUGUUGCAUUGUCGCGCGGACUCGGUCGCUAAGCUUGAAUAUUCACGUCGCGUAUUAUACCUGGUCGUUUGCGGUCAUAUCGAAGCGUAAAGGUCAACAGUGGUUGUUGAUGAGCGAGCAAUUAUUGUGCAGUUGCGAUGGGUUUUGUGGAGCAAGCGAGCCAGAGGCAGGAGCACACGUUACCUGCAGAUUAGCCGAUGGUUAUUUGGAGCGGAUUCGUCGAUUAUUCUCGAAUUUAUAGCGCUUCGUGUGAAGGCGCGUGGAGAUGGUCUGUUUGUUUUGUAGCCAGCCUUUAAUUCUUCUAUAGUAGAUAGUACCUACAAUUGCAAAACUCAACAAAAUGCCACUUAAACCGGCCAGGAAAGACAAGGAUACGUUCAGUUAAAGGUAUCUUAGCUUUAUUUUGUUAUAUUUUAAUUUUUGGACUAUUUUAGUUCAUUGGAGUUUCGACGACUCAUCGCAUUAAUUUGUCCAUGUGAAUAUUAAUAUAUUCAUUCAGUGACACAUACUACGUCUGGGCCGCCUGUGUUAGGAGACGUAAAAAUAGUGUCCCCAAUUAGCACUUUCGAGCUAAAUACAUUGACACUCAAAUAAAAACUGCAAGUGCAAGUGCAUUUUUGUUUCGAAUUAAAAAUUACCACUGAAUACAAACAUUAACGACACAUUCAUAUACAGGGUUAGCCUCGACGUAAAGUAAAAAAUAUUCAGAAAUUCCGGCAAGUAAGUGUUUGAAAUUUGAAAAUACACAAUAGACAGAGUAAUAAACAGGUCUUUUUCUCGUUGGAAUUUGUGAAUAUAUUACUUCAGAUGGAGGCUAAGGCUGUAAAAAAUGCGUCUUCAGUUCUUUAAUUCAGCGGUCAUAGCGAACUCGAAACUGGACUAUUUCCGUAGGUUGGGGUGCUCAUCUCCAAACCCCUGCCUAUAGGCCGUACGUAACCCAAUAGGUGGGUUGAAAUAGGCUACGCUCUUCCUCAAUUUCCUUGUGAAUGAUACACAAAUUCUGAGGAUGUGAAAUAUCAAUGAGCCCGAUUUCAGUUGAACUAUUAGUCCUAAAAAUUGACCAUUGAAGUACACCCUAGCUUACAGUAGUCUCUUUCUUUCCCACAGCUGUCGAUGGUUUUGUUGUAAAUUGGAUUGAAAGCAAAGCAUCCUUUGGGGACGAUUAUAAUCACCAGACGUACUUGAAAGACCAGUUCUGGAGCUACUGGAACAGGUAAAGCCGCUUUAAAAGUGUUAAUCUGUGAUAAAUUAAUUCCCAUUUACACAAGAGAGAUUCUCGUGGCCCGAUUGUAGACGAUCCGAAGUCGUUCAACUGAAAAUCAUGCAGUCUAUACGUUGCAAGGUUUUUAUUUGCUUGUUCAUGGUCCCCGAUAGUUUUCUUGCAUUUCUACCGUAUCUGAUGGCGCUUUCUGUUUGUCAGAACUGGGCGGCCGGACCAGUCAUUUUGACGAUGAAAUUGGCUUUUUCCAAAGGUUUUUGCCGAAAAACCACCCCCUUCCUGCACACUAUUUAGGAUUUGACUAAUCUGGCCGAAUAGUUUUGAUUAACAGUGAAAUUCUCAUUACGUCGGGAAGGGUCUGGCCGGCCAGUUCUGAUAAAUGGAUAGCGCCCUAAGUGUCUUGAACUUAACGGCAGGUGCUAUCAUGCUAUCAUUUUAGCUCUAAAUUUGUAAGUGUUUUACCUGGCACAAAAUUAGAAAUAUCGCAGCUAUAGUAAGGACAUAUUAUGCUAUGUGUAAACCACAGAGUAUAUUUAGAUUACGUGGUCAAUUCCAGACAACGUUUUUAGGUUCAAAAUUGUGACCAUAUCGAUGAGGUACACGUGACACCCAUUUCCAGAUUUGUAAUUGUACAAUUUUUGCCUAAAAUGCGUUCAUCAUGUCCAAGGAAACUCACUUCGGCCAGACGUUAUGUCAGGACACAUCAAAUGGCAAGGACUAUGAUUUGUGGCCAAAGAUUUGCGUACUAUCUAAAGAAGUUAAAAGUGAACAUAAUUUUAUAUCCGACAGCGUCUCUGGUUUGUCCAACUAAAAUGAUGACCUGGUCUAACUUACUUUCUGGAGUCUUUUCGGGUAUUAAUUGGCUGUUCCAGAUAGGGUGCCAAACGGUCUAACUUAGAUGGCUAUAAUGGACCCACGGACUGAAAUGAGUUCCUGAGUACCUCAAAUAGCCUUUGGAGGUGGUACAGAUCUGUUAAGAUUACAACGUACACUGCCGUGGUCGACAUUUCUUGAUUUCCUGACGAACUUUUAACAAAUUCAAAGGCUUCAUAUUAAAAUUUUGAGUAGUAAUUAACCUUUUAACAGAAUAUCGACUUAUCUGAUUUGAAAGGUUUGGGCCAGGAAUGGUUAUAUACUGGUUCGGUUUCAUCGAUGAACUGGAUUGUAAUCAAGAACGUGGGAUUAUUCUCAAAGACGACUUCCCUUCAGAUAUCAUUACUUUGGACUCUCUUCUGGAAACGUCUUGACUAUGUGGCCAGGUUAAUCUGUUAGCUGUUUGUCUUACAUUGCUGUAAAUUCAAAAGAUUUGUUUUAACUCCGAAAUUGCUUGGGGCUUAAUCUCAAAGCCAUACCUCUUGUCGACGAAGCCGAAGGCGAGAUCUGGUCCAAUCCGAUUUGUACACGUGAUCGUCUGUCAGGAAUUUGACAGGUGAUGAAAGUACGCAUACUUGAAAUAAAUUUCCAAAAUGGUGGCCGUGUUAAACGACACUGAAUUUGAUAGAGCC
Molecule: messenger RNA, 13166 nt
Organism: Porites lobata
Lineage: Eukaryota; Metazoa; Cnidaria; Anthozoa; Scleractinia; Poritidae
Source: the annotation of a GenBank genome assembly